AUGUCUGCGCCGCCGGCUGCGCCGGCGUCCAUCUCCGACCAGCUGUUCGGCUACCGGGCGACUGUCCAGCUGCGCUUCCCCGGGUUGUCAGCUGGUGAGCUUGACGAGGAGAUCAACCGCAGCUACAAUCGGCGCGUCGAGGCGCGCCCGUGGUUCUCGGAUGCGGGGGAGGAGCUCAUGUCUCGCCAUGAGCAGAACAAGAGGAGGCAGCUUGCGGUCGUCCAGCAUUACAAGAAGCUCAUACUCACCGACGGGCUGGAGGAAGACAAUCGGAGUCUCCCAUUCGGCGUUGAGAAUCUCGAGAUGCCAGGAGGCACAAAGCUGCUCGGCGGGGCGACCACUGCGGAGGCAUUCUACGCCGCUGUCAAGGAAGAGCCGGACAACCGCAACGUGCAAGUUAUCCUCAGGCGCGGGUACAGGGUUGCUAUGUUCAAUGCGUUGCCAGAUGACGUGUGCCGUUACAAGAAGGCCAAGCACAACAAGUUCUUGUUCGGCAGUCCGUUCACCAUCAUGGAGCUGUACGAGAGGAUCCCAAGUUUGGAAGAGAAGUGGGGGGACCACUGCAAAGAGUUCAAAAUCAAAUCUCGCACCUGCGCCACCCAGGGAGAGUACACCUACGCGAAGAUCUACCGCCGGUUCAUCCUCAAGCUCGACGAGGAAGAAGAGGUCCCUGCGUUCGACGGCAACUUUAACAUCUACACGCACGCAAAGGUGUUCUUGCACGAGAUGAAGAAGAGAGGGUGGUGGUCUUCUUACCAGGACUUAGUCGAGAACCACUGCAACUUUCUCGCCAGGGGUCUCAAGAUUGAUUACGUUUGCGCUGCAAACCACCUGUUCAUGAAUCGUGUGCUCCAGGGCCCCUUCUCUGAUUGGGACCCAGAGCGGCAGAAGCUGUGGCUCAUGGCUGGCCUCGAGUCGUCCCUCCCGCUGGUCAACACGGAAACUGACCCGUCGCGCUUCUUCAUGCCUUGGCUGCAUAACGGGGAGCAGGACAUUGAGACCCUCAAGAAGGACAUUAACUUGAUGGCGACGCCCAUGGGGGGCACCGUCAACUACAAAGCCAAGGCGAAAGUUAAGGCAAAGGACGGCGGCAAGAGGAAGGCUGGCUCGGCGAUUGGCUAUGAGACCGAGGUCAGCGACGGCGCUAGCGACGCCGAGUCCUCGGCUUCGUCGAAGCAGAAGCAUGCUAAGCACGCGCCGCUCCAUGCGGCUCAGGAUCAGAUUGCCCCGCUCGCGCCAAUCGCCGAGGAGGGGCCUGAGGAGCAGGGGCCCGAGAUCGAGCUCGCACUAGCUGAACAG
Molecule: messenger RNA, 1299 nt
Organism: Prorocentrum cordatum
Lineage: Eukaryota; Dinophyceae; Prorocentrales; Prorocentraceae
Source: the annotation of a GenBank genome assembly